Molecule: messenger RNA, 1853 nt
Organism: Gopherus flavomarginatus (Mexican gopher tortoise)
Lineage: Eukaryota; Metazoa; Chordata; Testudines; Testudinidae
Exons: 6
Coding region: 221-976 (251 amino acids)
Cellular component (GO): membrane
Source: RefSeq, a predicted model, not a curated record
AGAAUUUGAACAGCUUUGCACCUAGUGCACUCAGCAGACACUUCAGACUGGAGAGAAUGUUUGCUUCAGAAAAUAUUAAGAGACCCUGAGAGCGUCAGUAACUUCCUUCCUGGCUGAGAUGAUAUUUCAGAGACGUUCACUUGGACUAUGAGGUCAGUAACGAGGGGCUUUCCUCCCGCCCUCUCUCUGCUGCAGUCACAUAUACUGGUUCUGAAGAGACAUGAAGUCACGCAGGAGCUGCUGGUCUAUCCUCCUGUUCGUCAGUUUCUCCCAUGCUCUUCUCAUUGACAUUCCUCAGGAUUCAGUCAAUGGAACUGUCGGUCUUUCUGUCCUCCUGUCCAUCUCCUACAGACUCCAGGGGCCAUUUUCCUCUCCUCUGUCCAUUCAGUGGAAUUUCAGUAACACCCCUAAUCCACUCACCAUGUACACAGUGAUUAACUGUUCUGUCAGUGCGGAGGGGAUUCCCACCCGCUGCUCUGGACUUAAUUAUACACAUGAAGCAUACCAAGGCCGGACUGAAUUUUUUCCUGAAAAUGCUUCUCUGCUCCUUCGGAACCUGCAGCUCAGUGACCGCGGAGUCUACAGCGUCACCUUCAAAGCACCACAGCAAACCAGACACAUCACGUUAACUGUAUCUGAAUCUCACCUGAACCAUGGAAAUGCAGACGGUGGAAAAAGAGAAGAAACUAACCAAUCUCCAGACCAUCUUCUUGGACUUCAGAUCACUGGUGGCUUCUGUUUUCUCCUACUUAUCCUGUUGCUGCUCUUCUGCUGCAGACAGCAUAAAGGUGCAGUUCAACAGAGGAAGACAAGAGUCAUAGAGCAAGAAGAGAUCCCAAACCAUGAGGAAUCUCACAUGGAAAGUUCAUUACCAACAACGGUAUCAACAAUUUAUGCAAGGAUUGGAGAAGACACUGGGCAGCGGCAGCGCAGAUCAGAGUCACAGACUGAAUAUGCCUCUAUAAGCUUCUCUUAACAGCAGCUGUAACCUCAACAUGCAGAGCUGGUUUUAGGUAUGAUCAGCACAUGUAGUUACUCUGGGAGCCAUGCAGUUCAGGAGCUGUGCUGUAAAUAACCAGAUUAUCCUAUUUAAUGGGAAUGGUACAUAGUGGCAAUAUUGUUUAGAUGGUUUUUCCAGACUUCUGAGCUUUCCAGAAGAGUAUAUUAUACACAUGUAAAUAGAUGAUGGAUUAAAUCUAAAGUGUCUUUGUGAAUUCAGGACUCCUCUGUUUUAAGGUGCAGCUUGAGGCACUGAAGCCUGUAGAUUAUCAUCAUUGUCUCUUCAUAUUGGGUAGAGCCUGGAGGCCCCAGUCAGGGAUCAGGAUACCAUUGUGCCAAGCAAUGUACAAACACAACCUAAAGACGGUUCCAGCCCCAAAGCAUGUGGGACAUCUUAAGCACUAAUAUGGGUUCCAUUGACAUGUAUCCUGUGUGCCCCUGCUCCACUAGCUUUCUGAGUGCAUCUGGUAUGUAAUGUGUGUAGCAUUUGGAGCUACCAGGUGAUAUCCAGAAUAAGAAAUUUACUGUACCUUGUUCUAGGCUCUGCUGUUGUCUGUGUUCUCCAUGAAAAUCUUGGAACGAGCUGUUCUUUAUUCAUUUUAAAGUAAUUUUGAAAACACAGAGUGAAAAUAAAAGGAAUUGGGUGUGUGGGCUGUGGAAUUUCUACUUAUCUGGAGAAGGAAGGAUCUUCUUUUUGCAACUGUUAAAAUUUUUCAUUUAGCAAAAAGCUAAUGUCCACGGGCUCCCCUUCAUUUGGGAGCCUGGAAAUGUAACAGAGAAGCUUAAAUUCUUUUUAAAGUGAGUUUCUUUCCCUUUCACUGUGAAGAUACCCUUGAUACAUUAAACUGAUACAA